AUGUCAUCGGCAAAUAAUCGUAUUCGUGCUCAAAGUAAUAAAAAUCGUUUAUUUUGGCGCAAUCCGCAGCGGCGGCGACCUGGCUUGCCAGAUUCUCUCUUGUCUAAAAAGAUGAAUGUUCAAAAUUGGCGCUCAAUGGCUAAGCCUAGUUCCGAUGAAUCUCAGGUUAAACCUACUAAUGAGGCCUAUGUUGACGACGAUGAUAAUGACUCCGAUAAUGAACAUUUGGUUCAGUCUGUUGUCAGUGCAGUAAUUCCGGCACUUCAACCUCCUACGAAUCCUAAAUCAAACGCAAAGGAUGAAGACACUGUAAGUCUUUACUUCUUAAUUUUGUCUUAUUUUAUAUAUCGUACUCAUGACUCUUUCGUGUGA
Molecule: messenger RNA, 372 nt
Organism: Protopolystoma xenopodis
Lineage: Eukaryota; Metazoa; Platyhelminthes; Monogenea; Polystomatidea; Polystomatidae
Source: the annotation of a GenBank genome assembly